GGUAAAAGGAUCCGAAAACACAACGGUGGCAUUUCGUUAUUCACACGUUGUGUGCAUCGCUUCAAAUCAAAAUGGCUGCUGGACCUCCGCAAGAGAGAAACCAAGAUGCCACAGUGUAUGUUGGAGGCCUUGAUGAAAAGGUAUCCGAAGCGUUAAUAUGGGAACUCUUCCUGCAGGCUGGUCCAGUGGUAAACACUCACAUGCCGAAGGACAGAGUUACCCAGCAGCAUCAAAGUUAUGGUUUCGUUGAAUUCAUGAGCGAAGAGGAUGCUGACUAUGCCAUCAAAGUCAUGAAUAUGAUCAAGCUGUACGGCAAACCUAUCAGAGUUAAUAAGGCCUCGGCGCAUCAGAAGAAUCUUGACGUGGGAGCCAACAUCUUCAUCGGUAAUCUUGAUCCUGAGAUUGAUGAGAAACUGCUCUACGACACAUUCAGCGCAUUUGGCGUCAUCUUGCAAACACCAAAGAUUAUGCGCGAUCCAGACACAGGCAACUCCAAGGGAUACGCAUUCAUCAACUUUGCGAGUUUCGAGGCUGCGGAUGCUGCCAUUGAGGCUAUGAAUGGGCAGUACUUAUGCAAUCGUGCAAUCAGUAUAUCGUAUGCUUUCAAGAAAGACGCCAAGGGUGAAAGACAUGGCUCGUCUGCAGAGCGUCUUCUUGCAGCUCAGAAUCCCCUGUCUCAAGCCGACAGACCCCAUCAGCUCUUCGCCGACGCACCGGCUCCAGCUCAACCUAACGGCCUCCCCCCUCCAAUUAUCCCCCCUCUAGGAGUACCACCCCCUCCCCCAGCCACCUCUGGUCCUCCUCUCGGUAUGCCCCCCAUUCCACCCCCAGGUGUACCCCUCUUACCGCCUCCUGGUGUACCUCCACCUGGGAUGUUCCCCCCAAACAUGCCCAUGCCCCCCUUCAUGCCAGGGAUGCCUUUCCCCCCGAUGGGUAUGCCACCUCCUCCUCCAGGGCAAGAUGGCCAGAACCAAGGAGGUCCUCCUCCUCGUGGGAUGCCUCCCAUGCAUCAUCUAGGAAUGGGCCCUCGAGAUGGUCCACCCGGUAUGUACCCUCCUCCAUUCCAAGGGGGUAGAAUGCCGCCAAGAGGCCCACCACCAUUUGGAAUGCGUGGAGGACCAAGAGGCAUGCCCCCUAUGCGUGGAAUGCGCCCUCCGAUGCGACCCCCUCAACGCCAUUUUGGACCUCCAAGGAAUUGGCAGGAUUCGAACCCACCACAACAAUAGUUUUGAGAAGCUGUUCAAGUUUAUAUCUUGGUUGACUCUUUGUUGUUUCUUGGAAAAUCAUAGUCAACAAAUUUCUUAAGAAACUUUUUUUUUGGGGGGGGGGGUGUUCAACCCCCCUGACCCAUGAUACCCCUCUACCGAAUGGUUCGCUACUAUGCGGAGACUUUGGGAACAAGAGUCAUGCCCCCAAUGGUGGCAGAUUUACCUUGUUAAUUUCCAAUGAUUACGUAGUUCUGAGCAUGUGCGCAUUACCGACAAUAAUGGAUUUACCUGGCAAGUCUGCUGCCACCUAGCGCUUCAAGAAUCCCCCAUUCCCAAACCUUGAUUUUCUGGUUUAGUUUGAGUUCUGAAGGUACUUAAUUUUGUAAUCAGAGGGGGGGGGGGGUACUCUUAUUCUAUUAUUUGAAACAAUAUAGCGCACAUAAUCAAAAGCUAUUUGCACAGUUGCCAACUCGCCCUGAUUCUGCAGAAGAUUUCCUGAAACUCGACCAAUCUUUCCGUGUUGGGAUGAACAAAUUUAAAAAUCUCCCUGAUUAUUGAAACUUGGUUCCUAUUAUGUUGAAUGUAGUCAUCUCCCUGGUUGUAGAAGAAAAACUCCUCAAUUGCAAGAUGCAAAUGUUCAGCGUUUGCAUGACCCCUCUGCACAAUUGUUGCUGGCAUUGUUUUUUUUUUUUUACUGUUUUGGGAGAAGUCUCACAAAAGUGUUUAGAGGGAAGGUACUCCUCAAAAAUGUUAUUGUAAAUUUUUUGAUUUUGGCAAAAUGUGUUCGAACGAUUGAUGUUAUUGAACAUGUUGCAUCUUUUUACACGCAUCUAGUCUAUGAGGAUUCUUUGUAAAUAUUUUUUUGUAAGAAAUUUUAAAUAUUUCUGUCACAGUUUUUAGGGUUUUUCUUUUUUUUGUAAGAAAUAAAGAGGAAUGUAAAUAGUACGGGAUGAGUAACCAUGUGUCAUGUCUUGGUACAAAAGCAUUUCUCAUGGAUUGAUUAAAUUAGUCUUGAUCCAAGACAUUAUUGAAGUGAUUCAUCAAUAGUCGGGCGAAGGUUUAACAUGAUGUCAUUGAUGAAUGUAAAAAAACAAACCAGCUUUUGUUUAUCCAUACUUCCAAUACCUUAGAAACAAACCAUCAGUCCAGACUUAUUACCAGACGAUAUUGCCAGUCAAUUAAAUUAAACAAUUAAGAAUGUAACUCCACCCUGGCUAGGACUACGGGGACCACCCAGCCCCAUUGACCUAAUUACCCACUACUCCGAUUUGACGGUCCGUGGCAAUUAAUUAAAUUUACUGACGAGAUGUAGUGAUAGUUGGAUCAUCGAUGUAA
This is a messenger RNA of Asterias rubens (European starfish), 2543 nucleotides long. RefSeq names its product splicing factor 3B subunit 4-like. The record is from RefSeq and is a predicted model, not a curated record. Gene Ontology annotation, molecular function: RNA binding. Gene Ontology annotation, cellular component: U12-type spliceosomal complex; nucleolus. Lineage: Eukaryota; Metazoa; Echinodermata; Asteroidea; Forcipulatida; Asteriidae. The coding region runs from base 72 to 1226 and encodes 384 amino acids. Gene Ontology annotation, biological process: positive regulation of mRNA splicing, via spliceosome. The transcript is spliced from 9 exons.